Messenger RNA from Aspergillus fischeri NRRL 181, 657 nucleotides. RefSeq lists its product as uncharacterized. NCBI's taxonomy places the organism in Eukaryota, Fungi, Ascomycota, Eurotiomycetes, Eurotiales, Aspergillaceae. The coding region runs from base 1 to 657 and encodes 218 amino acids. The record is from RefSeq and is a predicted model, not a curated record. The transcript has 2 exons.
AUGACCCAACCAGCCCAACCAGAAGACUCUGGAGACGAAGAUCCUGUCAAUAUUUUCUUCCAUGACCCCUCCUGGCCAACACCUUGGUCACACCUUGAAUUCACAGGUAGUGACACGGAGCGUUACAAGCGCUGGCGUCAGCAGCCCUGGUUCAAAAAUAAGCAACGCUCCUCUAUGCGACUACUCCGUCGCGCUUACGGCAAAUGCUGGCCCUGGGGCUACUUCAUCUACCGCACAGUCUACACCCCCGAGUCUGAUCAGGUCUGGUCUGCCUGUCUGGAGAAACUCGACCGCUAUGUCCACUGGGAAAUUGACCGCGUUGAUGGUGACCGGUAUUCUGAGGCCGACGACCAGGAUCUUGGCUUCCCUGAGAAGCUUGUCCAUGAGUCAUACAAAAAUAUUGUCCUUGAGGACAAGGAACGCUGGGACGGUGCAUCAAUCGAGCAGAUCCGGAGGGAUUUCAAAGACCUUGUUGCGUCUCGGGGUGCUGAGAUUGGGGACGUUGUUCCGCGGUAUGCAGUCUGUCUGGUCAUUGAUCAGCAUUGCCUGGAUUCGAUCAUGCGUGCUUUUGAGGAUCCAGAAGAGAGCAGGCAUGGAGGUGGGCCAGGGAAAGGAUUCAUUCUCAUGAUUGAUCCUGACAAGGAUGUAGGUGGAUGA